Molecule: messenger RNA, 2847 nt
Organism: Rattus norvegicus (Norway rat)
Lineage: Eukaryota; Metazoa; Chordata; Mammalia; Rodentia; Muridae
Source: RefSeq, a predicted model, not a curated record
CCUCCAAGUGCACAUGCGCGACAAGGUCUCCAGGAUGAAGCUUUUGUUGGGAAAGCAAGCGGGACUCUUAUUUGGACAGUGAUCUGUUGCGCAUGCGCGGGGCUUCCUGAGGCGGUGGGUGGUAUAUUAGGCGAAGAGGCGGGGUCGCCCGAGCUGCCGCGCUGGCAUUUUCUCCUGGACAAGGAGAGAGUGCGGGUGCAGAGAGCGGAGCAGAGCAGUCCCGAUCCUCUGAGUCGUGAAGAAGGAAGCAACGAAGGGGGUUGGGGUUGGGGCCUGAGGCAAGGCUCUGCUCUUGCCAGAGAGACAAGAGCUAUGGCUCAGAAACCGGACGGCGGUGCAGGCCUCCGCGGCUUCCAGGCAGAGGCCUCUGUAGAAGACAGCGCCUUGCUUGUGCAGACCUUGAUGGAAGCCAUCCAGAUCUCCGAGGCUCCGCCCACCAGCCAGGCCACAGCAGCUGCCAGUGGGCCGAAUGCUAGUCCCCAGAGUUCACAGCCCCCAACUGCCAAUGAGAAGGCUGAUACUGAGGUUUCAGCAGCUGCUGCCAGGCCUAAGACAGGCUUUAAGGCCCAGAAUACCACCACAAAGGGGCCAAAUGAUUACUCUCAGGCACGUAAUGCCAAGGAGAUGCCCAAGAAUCAGCCUAAGGUGGCCUUUAAGUCACAGAAUGCCACCUCUAAAGGUCCACAUGCUGCCUCUGAUUUUUCCCAUGCAGCAUCCACAGGCAAAUCAGCAGCUAAAAAGUCUGAAAUGGCCUUUAAGGGUCAGAAUACCACUACUAAGGCUGGCCCCAGUGCCACCUACAAUUUCACUCAGUCUCCCAGUGCCAAUGAGAUGACCAACAACCAGCCUAAGACAGCUAAGGCUUGGAAUGACACCACUAAGAUCCCUGGAGCUGAUGCCCAGACCCAGAAUGUAAACCAGGCCAAAAUGGCUGACGUAGGGACCAGUGCAGGUAUCUCUGAAACUGACGGUGCAGCAGCCCAGACCUCAGCAGAUGGCUCCCAGGCUCAGAAUGUGGAGUCCCGGACUAUAAUUCGGGGCAAGAGGACCCGCAAGAUUAAUAACUUGAAUGUGGAAGAGAACAGCAAUGGGGACCAAAGGCGUGCCUCGCUGGCUUCCGGGAACUGGAGGUCUGCUCCGGUUCCAGUAACCACUCAGAACCCACCUGGCGCACCCCCUAAUGUGCUGUGGCAGACACCACUGGCUUGGCAGAACCCAUCAGGCUGGCAAAACCAGACAGCCAGGCAGACCCCACCAGCACGUCAGAGUCCCCCAGCUAGGCAGACACCAUCAGCUUGGCAGAACCCCGUUGCAUGGCAGAAUCCAGUGAUCUGGCCUAACCCAGUGAUCUGGCAGAAUCCAGUGAUCUGGCCAAACCCCAUUGUCUGGCCUGGCCCAAUUGUCUGGCCAAACCCAAUGGCCUGGCAGAGUACACCUGGAUGGCAGAGCCCACCCAGUUGGCAGGCUCCACCUAGUUGGCAGAGCCCUCAAGAUUGGCAAGGCCCUCCAGAUUGGCAGUUACCACCUGACUGGUCAAUGCCUCCUGACUGGUCCUUUCCCUCUGACUGGCCUUUUCCACCUGACUGGAUCCCUGCCGACUGGCCAAUUCCACCCGACUGGCAGAACUUACGACCCUCACCUAAUCUGAGAUCCUCCCCCAACUCUCGUGCCUCACAGAACCAGGGUCCUCCACAGCCCCGAGAUGUGGCCCUUCUUCAGGAAAGAGUAAGUGCUAUACCUCUCCACUUUGUUUACUUCCUGGUGCUUCCCUUCUCUCCUACAGAAAUGCUGAGAGAUAUCAUCCGAGAAUACACUGAUGUUUAUCCAGAAAUCAUUGAACGCGCAUGCUUUGUCCUGGAGAAGAAAUUUGGAAUCCAGCUCAAGGAAAUCGACAAAGAAGAGCAUCUGUAUAUCCUCAUCAGUACCCCUGAAUCCCUGGCUGGCAUACUGGGAACGACCAAAGACACACCGAAGCUAGGCCUCCUCUUAGUGAUUCUGGGCAUUAUCUUCAUGAAUGGCAACCGUGCCACUGAGGCCGUCCUCUGGGAAGCACUGCGCAAGAUGGGACUACGUCCUGGGGUCAGACAUCCCCUCCUUGGCGAUCUGAGGAAACUUCUUACUUACGAGUUUGUAAAGCAGAAAUACCUGGACUACAGACGAGUGCCCAACAGCAACCCUCCUGAGUAUGAGUUCCUCUGGGGCCUCCGCUCCUACCAUGAGACUAGCAAGAUGAAAGUGCUGAGAUUCAUUGCAGAGGUUCAGAAGAGAGACCCUCGUGACUGGACUGCACAGUUCAUGGAAGCUGCAGAUGAAGCCUUGGAUGCUCUGGAUGCUGCUGCAGCUGAGGCAGAGGCCCGGGCCGAAGCAAGAAACCGCAUGGGGAUUGGAGACGAGGCUGUGUCUGGGCCCUGGAGCUGGGAUGACAUUGAGUUUGAGCUGCUGACCUGGGAUGAGGAAGGAGAUUUUGGAGAUCCUUGGUCCAGGAUCCCCUUUACCUUCUGGGCCAGAUACCACCAGAAUGCCCGCUCCAGGUUUCCCCAGGCCUUUACCGGCCCCAUCAUUGGCCCCAGCGGCACUGCCACCGCCAACUUCGCCGCCAACUUCGGUGCCAUUGGCUUCUUCUGGGUUGAGUAAAGUGUCAGAUACUGCUCAUCAUUUGCAAUAGUUUUCCCUGAGUGAGGCUGAAGCCUCAGAUUCCUUCAAAACACAGCUAUCUAGAGAGCCACAUCCUGUUGACUGAGAGUGGCAUGCAAGAUAAAUUUAUUUGCUAUUCUGUCUAUUACUUUUUUUUCCUUGUGUGUUGUCAAGUUUUGGUAUCAGAAAUAAAUGUUGAAAUUGCAAAGUGAA